Branchiostoma belcheri (Belcher's lancelet) is the source of this 1003-nucleotide messenger RNA. RefSeq names its product plasminogen-like. Lineage: Eukaryota; Metazoa; Chordata; Leptocardii; Amphioxiformes; Branchiostomatidae. The record is from RefSeq and is a predicted model, not a curated record. The transcript is spliced from 6 exons. Gene Ontology annotation, molecular function: calcium ion binding; signaling receptor binding; endopeptidase activity. The annotation marks the transcript as partial.
GCCGUCGUGUCCAACAAAUACGUCCGAUGGCGAGUGUACCUGCCAGAUAGGGGAGAGGUCAAAUGGCUCCAGUUGUACCAUCUGCACGUGUAAGGAUGCCGGAGAAACAGGAGUUCCAUACUGUCUGGCUCCAGUGGAUGGUUCUUGGUCAUCUUGGUCAUCGUAUAGCAGCUGCAGUGUCAGUUGUGGACUUGGGCUCCAGAACAGGACCCGAACCUGUAACAACCCGUACCCUCGGUACAACGGUGACGUGUGUGACGGGUCACCUACAGAAACAGUCCUAUGUGACACUCAAGUCACCUGUCCUGACUGUGUGGAUGACAAUGCAGACUGUCCUGCCCGGGCCUUGAGUGGAGAAUGUGUCCGGAACAGUGGGUACAUGCUGGUGAACUGUAGACUGAGCUGUGAUGUGUGUACUGCAAAUGCCACAGAUAUGUGCAGCACGCCUCCCUGUCACGUGACCUGUACCAACUCGUCCGACUACCUGCGAUACGACUGCACCUGCAGUGGAGGCUGGGAAGGAAACCUCUGCAAUGAAACUGUUGAAUUGACACUGGAAGACAUUGACGAGUGUGCGAGCAGCCCCUGCACGAUCGGCGGCGUGUGCUUAGAUCGACUCAACGGGUACCUGUGCCAGUGUGGCCUUAAUUGUGAAUCAGUUUUGACUACAGCCCAAGUCAAAGACUGUUUGGAAGAUGAUGGGGCAUCCUACCGAGGAACAGUCUCUGUGACCGAAACAGGCCGGACCUGUCAACGCUGGGACAGGCAGACACCCCAUGGGCACGACAGGACUUCUGCUAACUACCCUUCCUCCGGGUUGGAACAGAACUACUGCCGGAAUCCUGACCACGAACCUACCCUCUGGUGCUACACCACGGAUCCCGGCAAGAGAUGGGAGUUCUGUGAUGUACCAUACUGUGAUGGCACACUCGGGCCUUACACUUGUUCUACCGAGUUCACCGGCUGCUCCUUACGUAAUCCACGUCCAACUUCACUUCCACGC